Molecule: messenger RNA, 894 nt
Organism: Chaetomium fimeti
Lineage: Eukaryota; Fungi; Ascomycota; Sordariomycetes; Sordariales; Chaetomiaceae
Exons: 2
Coding region: 81-782 (233 amino acids)
Molecular function (GO): acyltransferase activity, transferring groups other than amino-acyl groups
Source: RefSeq, a predicted model, not a curated record
CUCACAACCCCGCUUGAUGCGCCAGCGUCGUCGACUCUUCGGCCACAUCAGCCACCUCCUUUCAUCUCGACAUACUUUUCAUGGUAAUGGCCAUGUCUCCCUCCGAUUACCUCUCCGCAUUCGUCAUUGCGCCAGUCUUUAUAACCGAUGUGGACCACCUCGCGCGGACCGUUGAUGCUCCAGCAUCGGAAAGCGGACCACUCUUCCGUCUGAUGUUCCCUCGUCGUCCGGGCGCCGAGUUCUCAGAGCAACAGAACGACGAGAUUAUUCGAUGGCAUGCCGAUGGUAUCAAGGAUGCCAUCAUGGACGGUCGAACGCAGCUUCGGAAAAUAUGCCACAAUGAUGGAACCGUUGUCGGCUUGGCCGGAUGGGUUGUGGAACGAGGUCCGGAAGCAGAAGCCGAUUCAUACAAAAGUAGGAACGCCGGCAACGAGAGAGAAAAAGAGGACUGGCUCCCUGGUGUGCUAGACGUAUCCCCUUGGUUAGAAGUGUCAUCAGUCUUGAGGGAAGAGCGGCACAGGGUCAUUGGGCAUCUUGCAAACGUAUGCCGAAUAACGAUCAUGUCCAUUUCUCCAGACUACCAACGCCAUGGACUCGGCUCGAUGCUAAUGCGCCGCAUUUGCGAAGACAUCGAUCGCCAUGACCGGUAUGGCUAUGUCCUGGCGUCGCCAGCCGGAGUGAAGCUCUAUUCCAAAUUUGGCUUUGAAGCUGUUGGUCAAGUUGACACGCUUCAUGGUCCCAUCAUCAGUAUGUUACGCCAGCGCACUAUCAUGCCCCAUUAGAGACAAGGAGAGCUCGGAUAGUUGUGUGGUUGAGAAGCCUGCGAGAACAGAGCCCUGAGGUACAGCAUGCCAACAUCGAACCCCUCUCCCCUAUUGACCGAGAAACGGACGU